This is a messenger RNA of Malassezia restricta, 2217 nucleotides long. RefSeq names its product GTPase-activating protein. NCBI's taxonomy places the organism in Eukaryota, Fungi, Basidiomycota, Malasseziomycetes, Malasseziales, Malasseziaceae. The coding region runs from base 1 to 2217 and encodes 738 amino acids. The record is from RefSeq and is a predicted model, not a curated record. The transcript has 2 exons.
AUGCCUCGAAAAAAGGCAGCAGCUCCUCAGAAGGAGCGUAAAUCCAGUUUGGUUGUGACAGAAGAUGAAGAUACUUCAACUGUUGCAGAUAACGAGAUGGAGGAGUUCAUCGACUCGGAAUCUAAAAGUGGUGCUCCUACAGAGAGUGAGGUCACAGAGAGUGAGGUGACGACGAGCUCUGAGACCACGGAAGAUGAAGAUGAGGUGUCGGUGGAUGAUGAGGGCGAAGAAGAUGAAGAAGAAGAAAGUGAAAAUGACUCUGACGAAGAAGAUGAUGCCGAUGAGGAGGAAGAGGAAGAGGACGAAACAGAUGAUGAUAAUGAAGCGGAGGAAACAGAUGAUGAUUCUGAUGAGGAGGAAACAGAAAGUGAUACUGAUAAGGAGGAAGAGCAGAUAACAAGAGAUAACGAUAAUAAAGAAGUGAAAAAGAAAAAGAAAGAAACUGAAGGCAAAAACAGGGUGAAUUCGAACACCCCUGAUGCAAACAGUGCGCUUGCAAUCGAGGAACAUCAAAAAUCGGCGAAGCCAUUUGCUUCGGCUUUGCGCGAGUCUCGUGCAGGAACUUUGGACUUGAAAAAUGAACCUAUGGACAUCGAUUCUGCCAGAGCUUUCAUGUCUUCUUUAAAGAUUGAUCCAAUGUCUCCAUCUGUAGGAGCCGCGUCAAUGAUUGAGCCAGAACAUUUUAUUGAGAAUCCAUUCGCUGAGCCUGAGGAAAAAGAAAAUGCGGUUACUCAAGAUGCACGAAAGAAGCGUCCAUUGCCUAUGGCAUCGACAUCUGCCAACACAGACAAGUAUCGGACAGCAGCAGAAAAUGCUAAUAAAGUCAAUGAGGCCGAGUAUGACUUGAUCCUUGCACGCAUGGUUUCUCAAAAUCGCAAACUUAAUCUCGAUCCAAGAUCGAUGCGCCGAAAUGCUGUGGGUAUGGGAAAACUCCAGGAGAGUUUUGAGCGUCUACAGCGAGAGUAUCAUUCACGAAAUGAGGCAAAUGCAGAAGGCCUGGGAGUACGGAGCAAGGAAUUUGGCUUGUCUGACGAUGAUCAGGAUGCAGAGCAUAUCGACUGGGAGCUUUGGGGCGGAUUGAUCAAGAAUUUUAGCACGGUGCUUGCCACAAGUCCUAUCGAACUUAGUAAAGCUAUUUAUGCUGGUGUUCCGCACUCAUUGCGAGGCAUGCUUUGGCAGCUGCUUAGCAGCAGCAAAGACGAAGAGCUCGAGACACAAUAUAAGCGCUACUUGAACCAACCAUGUUCGUAUGACUCGGCCAUCCGACGUGACUUGAACCGCACAUUCCCCACGCAAGAAUUUUUUCGCGAUGCUAAAGGUAUGGGCCAAGGUAGUUUGUACCAUGUUGUCAAGGCUUACGCAUUGUAUGAUCCAGAAUGCGGUUACUGUCAGGGCAUGCAAUUUAUCGUUGGACCACUGCUGCUGAACAUGCCCGAGGAGGAAGCUUUUUGUGUUCUUGUUCAUCUAAUGGAAAAUUAUGAUCUCCGAGGCCACUUUAUCCCUAAUAUGCCGUCCUUGCAACUUCGACUAUUUCAAUUCGACAGGCUCGUCGAAGAUAUGCUUCCUAUGUUGCAUGCCCAUUUUUUGCGCUGUGGCAUCAAGAGUACUAUGUACGCCAGUCAGUGGUUCAUGACACUCUUUUCGUACCGUUUUCCUAUGGAGAUCGUGUACCGGAUUCUGGAUGCCGUGUUCUCUGAAGGUAUUGAUGCUGUUUUCCGCUUUGCCAUUGCACUUCUUCGCAAAAAUGAGGAUAAGUUGCUUACCCUCGAUUUUGAAAACUGUCUUGAUUUCGUGAAAUUAAACCUGACGCGGGUGUAUUUUGAUAUCUCAGAUGAUGGGAAGCACAAGCAUUCGCAGAUAUCUGAGCUGGUACGCGAUGCUUUUCAAGUCAGGAUCACUCAAUUCACGCUCGACACAUACGCCAAUGAGUUCUAUGAUCAGGUCAAUGCCGCCAACAGGAAAGAACUAGAAAUGGAUUCACUUCGCUUGCUCAAUAGAAAUCUGCGACUGCGUGUACAGUCGCUAGAAGAGCAACUUAGUCACCUCAACACCGAACACGUACAGCUCGUAAAACGCGUGGUGACAGAGAAGCUGUCUCAUGAAGAAAUUGCUGAGGAACUAGUUCGCUAUAAGAUCAUGUACGCGGAAGCAGUUCUGCAAAAUGACAAGGGCAGGCGCCCCACGCAAGCCUCGACUCCUACUAUACCCACACCUUAG